Molecule: messenger RNA, 657 nt
Organism: Closterium sp. Naga37s-1
Lineage: Eukaryota; Viridiplantae; Streptophyta; Zygnematophyceae; Desmidiales; Closteriaceae
Source: the annotation of a GenBank genome assembly
AUGUGCCAUGUGUCCCAGAGCUUGCCGACAGCAGCCCACGGCAAGGUCAUCCUCGGGGGUGCGAGAGGGGUUGUGAGGGCCAAGGGGGGUUGUGAGGGCCAAGGGGGGUUUUCCCCGUCUUCCCAUCCCUUCCUUUCUCCUCCCUCCCCCUCCCGUCCCUCCUCCCCCCCUUCCCUGUCUCGCCAGCACCACCAGUCGUUUCAAGCGGCUCACUCGCUUCUGCUUCGGUGUCUGCCUCUCCUUCGCCCCCCCCCUCUCACACCAAUGCUCUCCCACGUUGCCAUGUUCACCCGCAACAGCCCCCCCUCCCCCCUUCCGCGGUUCCUCCCCUCCCCCGCUCGCCUGGCCCCUCCUGGAGCCCAUGGAGAAAAAUCUCGUCCCUUCCCUCUCCCCCGCCCGUCCCCACCCCUCCGCCCGCCCCUUCUGCCCUCCUCCCCCAUCCUGCUCCGCCUCAUGCUCCCCCGUCUCCCACCCAGUUUCCACCAAACCCAACGCGCCAGCAUCCCCCCUGCCCCUUCUCCACUCCGCACCUCCCCUCUCCACUCCGCCCCCCCUUCCCCCUACCUGCGGUCGCCCAUCACUGCUGCGUCCAUCUGCGCCCCUCCUCCUAGUGGCGGGCAAACUGAUAUCCGCGGACUCUCGCGGAGGGGGCGGUAG